AGGAGGCUCACAAGCGGAGUAACAACUGGUUACCUCCUCCAUGGGCUAUAAUGGAACCCUCUCUACCUCAUGGUUCUAUUUGUUGCAUUUUUACUUUCAAAGGCCUUAUGGGUACAGAUGGACAUUACGGGACAGUUCCAGCAUGGCGCUCUGUCCGGAAUACUGUCCAUCUCAUCAAGGUUUCUACCAACCGUCAUGAAUCUUCUAAGAAAACUCGCGGAAGAAGCUCAGGGGAAUCAAACACCGGAAGCACAAAGGCGGCCAGUUUCUCUUUCUCAGAGUUAUAGAAGUGAAACACCUCAGCCAAAUCCGGUAACAAGCUCAUUCCCGGAGUCCUCAGUGUCAUCCAAUAUCUCGUCAUCAGAUACCGGCAUGGAAUACUCAAGCCCUCCUUUAAGACAAAGGCGAACGGCAAACGUUGAGGAAGUUGAAUCUUCAUGAUGUAUGAUCUCUGUUGUAGUUACUGCUCAUUUGUUUGUACCAUGUGCAUCAGAUUAAGGUCACUACUCAUUUGUGCGAUAGUUUUCAUUCUUUUUUAUUUUGUUUCUUGUUUGUAGUUACUGAAAAUUUGAAAUAAAAAUAAACGGGGUUUGCUUA
This is a messenger RNA of Malus domestica (apple), 597 nucleotides long. The record is from RefSeq and is a predicted model, not a curated record. Lineage: Eukaryota; Viridiplantae; Streptophyta; Magnoliopsida; Rosales; Rosaceae.